CUCACUCUCUAAUCAUGCCUGCAGACGCACCCCCCGUCAAAGCGGCCAAGAAAGGCUCAAAGAAAGCCGUCGCUAAGACCGUCAGCAAGACUGGAAAGAAGAGGAGAAAGUCCAGGAAGGAGAGCUACGCCAUCUACGUCUACAAGGUGAUGAAGCAGGUCCACCCCGACACCGGCAUCUCCUCCAAGGCCAUGGGUAUCAUGAACUGCUUCGUGAGCGACAUCUUCGAGCGCAUCGCAGGUGAGGCCUCUCGCCUGGCUCACUACAACAAGCGCCGCACCAUCACCUCCAGGGAGAUCCAGACCGCUGUCCGCCUGCUGCUGCCCGGAGAGCUGGCUAAACACGCCGUGUCUGAGGGCACCAAGGCCGUGACCAAGUACACCAGCUCCAAUUUUUAGAAACCCCUGUUAACAGAGGAUCCAGAGGAGAGUUGCUGUUCUACCAUGAUUGGAAACAAUCUCAAAUGUUGCAUUCCUAAAAGACACUUUUUUUCUACCAGCUGCUAUUGACAGUUAUUUCUCUACUUGUAUAGAUGUGUACUGUUGUCAUACAUAUUCAUUCACUGCCAUAUAUGCAUCAAUUUUUGUCCACCAGACUGCUACUUUUAUAUAUUCAUUGUUGUGCCUUUUUUUAAUUUGUAUUUUGUGUAUGUAUUUAUAUAAAGAUACAUUUAUAUAUUUGUAUCUUUGGGACGGUGGGACACAGCAUUACGGUGUCCAAUGUCUAA
Molecule: messenger RNA, 727 nt
Organism: Trematomus bernacchii (emerald rockcod)
Lineage: Eukaryota; Metazoa; Chordata; Actinopteri; Perciformes; Nototheniidae
Product: histone H4-like
Exons: 2
Coding region: 15-398 (127 amino acids)
Biological process (GO): nucleosome assembly
Cellular component (GO): nucleosome
Molecular function (GO): DNA binding; protein heterodimerization activity; structural constituent of chromatin
Source: RefSeq, a predicted model, not a curated record